AUGAAUUACGAAGACGACAGCAGCGAAGAUUCCCUACCUGAAGCCAUUGUGAGUGUACCGAAAGAGACGAUCACCAGCAUACUCUAUCCUUGCCCCUAUCCCAUGUGUUGCCACUGUAUGAUGCACGGACGCACUCCUUUCAGCACCCAGAAAAUAUACGCUCCGUGGGGAGACAACGGUCCCUGCUACCCAAUGUACUCAGGAGGCGUGUGCGGUAUUAGUGGGCCAUUUGCCGCCGUCCCCCCGUGUUACCUCCCGAGUCCGAAAAAUGCCUGCGAGCAUGGGAUUACGAUAACAAACGAGAAGAAAGCACCGCCGUAUCUUGGUCCUAACGACGUCUGGGUGCCCACUAGAAAACAACACAGUAAUCUUAGCCAAGGAACUAAUUUUGAUAAAAAAAGUGAAAAGUCUGGUACAUCCAGUGCACUCUCGAUGAUGACAAAAGGAACGAAGAACAACGGUAACAACGGAAAUAACAAUAGCAACAUUUCAACUAAAAAGUCGACAGAUAUGAUUGAUAGGAGUGAGGAGAACAACGAUGAUGACGACGAAGAUGACGAGAAUGAACGAACUAUUUUUCAAUUAAUGACUAAAAAAGAAGAUCCAGAUACUAUAAAAGGCAUAUACAUGAAAGCUGUCAGCGACCAAAUAAAAAAUAAAUUCACGCAAAAAAAUCUGAGAAACACGAUGAAUCUCUUAUCGGAAAACAACAAUGCAAAAGCAAAAUCUUCCGUCGGCAUUAAUAAUGCACCAAACAAAAGCAGCACUAUGAAGGAGAUUGCUAGGAAAAUAAUGAACAGCCAUCCAAACUCUUCUAAUAAUCAAAGCGACUCUGAUCAACCAAAGUGUUCUGCUACUUCAUCCUGUUUUUCCACCUUCUGCAUGCCGUUCUGUUCAAAACCAUGCUGCUAUCCGCCAUUUUGUUGUCCACGGCCAGGUUGUGGUGUACCGGCUGUUUUUACCCCAGCCUGCAGUGCACCCCUCUGCUGUGCACCCUCCUGUUGUGCUCCUUCCUACUGUCCUUGCGGUUCGUCAUCAAAUGCUACUACUGCCGACGACGAUGCCAGUUCAGACCUACCCGGUCGUAAACCGACAACAGAUUUAGCAGAAGCCGAUUUGGAAAAUUUGGUGAAUGGAAGUCUUCACGGUCUAAAAGCAGCGGAACAUUCUUGCUUUCCGCAGAUUGACAACCAAUGCUUCUGCCCUCCUUACUGCGGGCCAAUGAGCAUUAUGUACACCAGUCGUAAGCUGACUGUGGACGAGCAAAACCAGUUAGGUACAGAACUCUGCAAGUUACAGAUUGAAAAUUUGAGAAAAUACAGAGCUUCGAUGGGCAUAAUCGAUCCUGUGGAUUACGAUCCAGAAUUAGUACAUUCAUUCAAAUCCAAACCAACUAAAGAUAUUGGAGUUGAACCGUCUACAGAGAAAAAUAGGCGGCGUUCAACAGGAAUUAAUAGUGUUAAUAACGACGUUCGUAAAAAUUUAGUUGGGGACGCCUACGAACCACAAAAGGAGGAUGCAAAUGGCGACGCGGCAAAAACCGAUUUAGAAAAAAACAUGUCGGGUUUAAAAGAAGAAGAAUUUGAUGAAGAUGGUGAACCUAAAAGGAAAAAAAACGAGUUAGUUUUAAUAUUUCCAGCUCCGAACAAACCGGCUCGACCGACACUAAGAUGCGCGUGCCCACCACCCAUCCCAUCACCGUUCAAAGUUACAAUUCCUCCUGUAGACUGCACUCCAUGCAAGCAAACAACGUUGACGCCGUCUAGAGUUAAACUCGGAAAUUUCCUGGAUGGAUUAGUGAAUGAGGAUAAGAAAUGUUCAGAGAAAAAAGAAGAAGAACCCAUCCACAUGUAUCUUUGUCCGUGUCCGUUUGCUAAAAUACCUAAACCCAAAUGCUGUUUAUGUCCUUGCCCGUGCUCCUGCCCAUGUCCAGGUUCCUGUCCGUGUUCUUGUUUUGGUCCCUGUGGCUGUCCAUUUCCUUGCGGUCCUUGCGCAUGUCCUUCCUUUUGUCCCUGUUCGUCUCCUUGUUCGUCGUGUGGUCCCACUGAUUCUUCUCCGUCUAAUGACGCCCUGGGAUUUAAUAAUGGAAACAACGGAAGACGCGCAUCCAACAGAAAUAAUGGGAACAAUAUUUUUGAAAGUUGGAACACGAAUAGUGAUAACAACAACCCUCCCUUAAGAUGGAACACAAACAACGGCCACAAUGCUUCCCCAAUCUCGAAUGGCGUCAGAAAAAUAAGCUCCAUUAAACGACCGAGCAUCGCCACCAAAUUGACAACCCCGCCAAGUGUCAUGACUGGUUUGACAAAAAAUUUAAGCGCUCUUACAGGAAAAAGUGCUCCCACCAGUGGAUUCGUAACGGAGCGCCAAAACUUUGAAGAUGAACUCGAACAGCAAGAAGAAGUGGACAGCUGCAAAUCUCCACCAUGCUACGGAAACACGCCAUGUUGGUACGGACGCAGUUGUGGUGCAUGUGGCUGCUGCGGUUGUGGCUGCAGAUGUGGUCUUGGCUGCUGUCCAACAGGUCCUGCCUGCUGUGGCUGUCCAGGUUGUUGCGGAUUAAAUCCUCCUGCGCCAUUACCGCCAGUGUGUUUGUGCCCACCAGGGUGCAUAUGCCAAAGUCCUUAUCCCUGCGUCUAUCCCUGCUUGCCUCCACCUCCUCCGAUCCCUCCUAACUUGGGAGCACCGGCUUGUGGUCCUUGCCUCAGUGCCUACAGAGCUCCGGUCUGUAGGCUGCCCGCUUGCGGAAACAAUUUCCCGUACAAAAUUUUGCAAACAACUGUCUCUGAUUGA
Helobdella robusta is the source of this 2793-nucleotide messenger RNA. RefSeq lists its product as hypothetical. The record is from RefSeq and is a predicted model, not a curated record. The transcript has a single exon. NCBI's taxonomy places the organism in Eukaryota, Metazoa, Annelida, Clitellata, Rhynchobdellida, Glossiphoniidae. Bases 1 to 2793 code for a protein of 930 amino acids.